AUGCCACGGUCAAUCGAGGAGGUGGUUCUGCAGGUCAAAAGGAUCGAGCUGGUGGUUCCGUGGGACAUUCCAAAUACAAAUGCACUAUUUGUAUGCAAUCAGCUCCUGACCCGAAGUCGAUGCAGAUGCACUUUGAAUCAAAGCAUCCGAAGGAGGAGUUCAGCUUGGAGAAGUGCACCGACCUUCACGCAUCAGCCAAUGGGGUGA
This is a messenger RNA of Durusdinium trenchii, 207 nucleotides long. The record is from the annotation of a GenBank genome assembly. Lineage: Eukaryota; Dinophyceae; Suessiales; Symbiodiniaceae.